Molecule: messenger RNA, 696 nt
Organism: Trichogramma pretiosum
Lineage: Eukaryota; Metazoa; Arthropoda; Insecta; Hymenoptera; Trichogrammatidae
Product: NF-kappa-B inhibitor alpha-like
Exons: 1
Coding region: 1-696 (231 amino acids)
Molecular function (GO): protein binding
Source: RefSeq, a predicted model, not a curated record
AUGGACUCGUCGGACGAUGAAAGUUUCCUCAGCGAAAGCGAAAGUGACGAAGAAUUCGACGACAGCGUUGUUGACGAUCUCAGUGAAAAUAAAUUAGAAAAAUUGAAGUGCUUGGGCAAAAAUGUCAAUUGGGAGAUCGAAGAAGAGCGUCGCAAAUUUCUUCGCGAAUUUUACUCCAUAAUCAACGGUUGGAACGCCGAACUUCCAAAUCUCCGAGACAUUUUUGAAAAGGAAGAAAUUCACUGGCUUCUCAUGGAGACUGUACAUUUCAGAGGUGGAGAUGCGGAAUAUUUUCAAAGAGAAGACAUCGUCGAUUUCGUGGCUCUUACCGGAUACAGAGACGAGCCCGACGUGGACGAUGAUGGCAAGCCGGUGUUGCGUCGCACCACGCCGGUGCAUGAGGCGGCCCAACGCGACUACCUGCACGUCGUCAAAAGCCUGUUCAAAAUUUACGACAGGUUCGACGCGAAUUACAUCGACGAGGAGUCCGGCCUCACUCACUUUCACGUGGCCUGCAUGUCGCGCUGCGACGAGGUCGUCGAAAAGUUUCUCGAGCUCGGGCAGGAUCCCGAUCUCCGCGUGCCGAGAACGGGCGAUUCGUCGCUGCACCUGGCUUCGGCUCGGUACAACGUCGAGGCGAUCGCGUUGCUGUUGAAACACGGCGCGAUCCGAAUCUGGCCAACGAGGAGGGACUGA